AUGGCGGGAGAGGAGGCCGGGAGGAGGGGGAUUCCCUCUCUCCUCAACCCGUCGUCCGCUUGCAGCGAAGGGCAGCAGGAGCACAUCGCCUCUGAUGUCACGCAGCUCAUCGGCUGGACACCUCUGAUCGAGCUCAAGCGAAUUGCCGGCAAGGAAGGGGUAGAUGCCCGGAUCGUCGGCAAGGUCGAGGCGUACCAGCCACUCUGCUCCGUCAAGGAUCGCAGCGCUUUGAGAAUGAUUGAAGAUGCAGAGGAGAGGGGGUUGAUUUCACCCGGUGUCACAACACUUGUUGAGCCGACAAGCGGCAACAUGGGGUUAGGAUUAGUACUCAUUGCUCUUCGCAAAGGUUACAGGUUCGUUGCAGUUAUGCCAGGUCAAUACUCGCUCGAUAAGCAGAUCCUGUUGAGAUACAUGGGUGCAGAGUUGUAUUUAACAGAUCCAGCCCUUGGAUUCCCGGGCAUAGAUGCUAAGGUUGAGGAGCUCAAAAAAGAAUUGCCCAAUGUACAUGUUCUUGAUCAAUUCAAGAACAAAGCAAAUCCUGAAGCACAUAUUAGAUGGACUGGACCUGAGAUUUGGAAGGACACUGCUGGCAAGGUGGACAUAUUUGUAGCUGGUUCAGGAUCAGGAGGUACAGUAUCUGGUGUUGGGAAGUAUCUGAAGAUGCAGAACCCCAGUAUCAAGAUCAUCUGUGUUGAGCCUGCAGAGAGUCCAGUUGUUUCAGGUGGCGAACCAGGCAAACACAAAAUCCAGGGAAUAGGACCAGGAUUUCUACCUGAAGUACUGGACACCUCAGUUAUUGAUGAGGCUGUCACAGUGACCACUGAUGAGGCGAUGGUGCACGCUAGGAGGCUGGCCAGGGAAGAGGGCCUUCUUGUGGGCAUAUCAUCUGGAGCGAACUUGGCUGCUUGCUUGAAGGUCGCAUCGAGAGAAGAAAACAAGGGGAAGAUGAUUGUCACCAUGUUUCCAAGUGGGGGUGAGAGAUACAUGAACUCUGACCUGUUUGCCGCUGCUAGAGAGGAGUGUAUUGCCAUGACAUUUUGA
This is a messenger RNA of Miscanthus lutarioriparius, 1041 nucleotides long. NCBI's taxonomy places the organism in Eukaryota, Viridiplantae, Streptophyta, Magnoliopsida, Poales, Poaceae. The record is from the annotation of a GenBank genome assembly.